AUGGCGAGUAGGGCCGCAAAAGGAACCACUGGAGGGUUUUCGUUCGACUUUUUGUCGUCAGAUGAUAGAGCACCCUUUCCUGAGUCAAACCACACGUCUCAUUCCACGGAGCUGUGCCAAGAUACUGACAGUGAACGUCGUCCUUUGGUGUGGAUCAAAAAUGUCACAGAGCUUCUUUUGGAUCGAUCGCAGGAAGAAAUUGUGUUUGACGAGAUUCCUUGGCCAUCGAAUGAUAAGAGCGAUGAUGAUGACACGGUCGCAAACGAAGUGCUGCAUACCUUGAAAUGUUUGGCACCUGUACGUCGAGUAGAUCAUCAUUCGUCGUCAUUCGUUGAUCAGAGGGAAACUACUGGCAUCAACUUAGGCUUUGAGAGUCAGAUAGACACCUGGCAGAACACAGACAUAGAGCCGGGUGUUUACGAAGGCGGCAUGAAAGUGUGGGAAUGUAGUAUCGACCUAGUUCGCUACCUUGCAACUCAGGAGAUUCGACUGGAUCCGAACCAAUUCGCAAUCGAGCUCGGAUGUGGCCAUGGUUUGCCGGCGUGCUAUUUACUACGGGAAAGCUUACGGGCAUCCCGCAGAGCAGAUUUCAAUGACGAUGAGGCUUUUAAAAUCAUAUUUACUGACUACAACGACUAUGUGCUCAAAGACGUGACUAUUUCAAACAUGUUCAUCAACAUUGUUCAGCAAGUAUCGAAUGAAACCAUCAAAGCGUCCGAUGCCGACCUUAAGCGCGUGGGCGAAAGUGUUCUCCUCGGUGCCGGGGAUUGGAUGAACUUGUCGCGGCAGUUGACAAACGCAGAUGCAGGGGAUCUGCCACUACCCAAGGAUGGCCAUUUCGAUUUAAUUUUGGCAGCUGAGACGCUUUAUUCAGAGAUAACUGCACGUGAGACUGCACAAUGGUUUAGUCGACACCUGAAACCUAACUCCGGCGUUGGUCUGGUGGCGAGUAAGCGAUAUUACUUUGGCGUCGGUGGUGGCGUCGAUACUUUUCGGAUGACGGCGCAGUCGCUCGAUUUGCUGGUGGAAACGGUAAAAAUAUAUGACAACGGCUCUAGCAACAUUCGGGAACUGCUGCGUGUGCAAAAGGUAUAA
Molecule: messenger RNA, 1095 nt
Organism: Phaeodactylum tricornutum CCAP 1055/1
Lineage: Eukaryota; Bacillariophyta; Bacillariophyceae; Surirellales; Neidiaceae
Exons: 1
Coding region: 1-1095 (364 amino acids)
Source: RefSeq, a predicted model, not a curated record